AUGGUUAAAAAAAAAAAAAAAAAAAAAAAAAAAAAAAUUUAAAGUGACAUCGUAGUUAAAGUGUCAAAGUAGUAAUGCACAAUAGGUAGUAAUAGUGUAAUAUAUCUAAAAGAAAACCUGCUAAUUUUUGGGCCACAGAAAAUCUUUCACUUAAACUAACUCAUUUUCAUAGACUCAAUUAUUGAUGUUCUUAUGAUAACAUAAAGUUCUUUUAAACGCCUCCAAGAAAUGAACAACAACUCCCAAAAGUCAUCGCUUCAAAUAUCUGCUGGUGAUUGGUUGCAGCGCACGUAAACUUCCUCGUGCUGGUCUGUGUGUGGCUUUCUCAUCCUGUCAAUCAAAACUGGUAAGUCUGAACCAAUGAGCUGCGGGUUUCCCCCUCCAGUGGGCGGGGCUAACGCGCUCUCUCACACAGCAGGCUUGUUUCCGGGUCGUUGCUAACAACCUGCUGCCUGCAGCCUCACCUGCCCCACUGUUCGCUGGUGCACUGACGCUUUCGGGCCGUGGUGUCCUCCUCGGUAUGUGUGUGAGGAUGGAGCCGUGUCGACAGUGAGCGCAGUGCGACCCUCCGCUCCCCCUCCGUGCCGGCUGCAUGGUGACUCCGCGUCUCUCUGCCUGCUUUCCGACGCUCGGGGUUGCGGUCCGGCCUCCGGCCGCGGCUGCGAAUUAACCUCAUCUCUCCUCGUCGCCUCGCUCUGUUUAUUUUAUAAGGAUGGCGGUGAAGGGGACACUGUAAACUAAAUGACUGUCAGAAACAUCGCCUCCAUUUGUAAUAUGGGCACCAAUGCCUCUGCUCUGGAGAAAGACAUCGGCCCGGAGCAAUUCCCAAUCAAUGAACACUACUUUGGAUUGGUCAACUUUGGAAACACAUGUUACUGUAACUCCGUGCUCCAGGCGCUCUACUUCUGCCGGCCUUUCCGGGAGAAUGUGCUGGCCUACAAAGCCCAGCAGAAGAAGAAGGAGAACCUGCUCACAUGUCUGGCCGACCUCUUCCACUCCAUCGCCACGCAGAAGAAGAAAGUGGGCGUUAUCCCGCCCAAGAAGUUCAUCUCCCGCCUACGGAAGGAGAACGAUCUGUUUGACAACUACAUGCAGCAGGAUGCCCACGAAUUCCUCAACUACCUGCUGAACACAGUGGCUGAUAUCCUUCAAGAGGAGAAGAAGCAGGAGAAGCAGAACGGACGCCUUAAGAACAACGGCACCGCCGUCACCGCGGAGGCCGAGACCGAGAACAAGACAGAACCCACCUGGGUUCACGAUAUCUUCCAGGGCACUCUGACCAAUGAGACACGUUGCCUCAACUGUGAAACGGUGAGCAGCAAAGACGAGGAUUUUCUGGAUCUUUCUGUGGACGUGGAGCAGAACACUUCAAUAACACACUGUCUCAGGGACUUCAGUAACACAGAGACUCUGUGCAGUGAAUACAAAUACUACUGUGAGACAUGCUGCAGCAAGCAGGAAGCGCAAAAGCGGAUGCGAGUGAAGAAGCUUCCCAUGAUCCUGGCACUCCACCUCAAGAGGUUCAAGUACAUGGAGCAACUGCACCGUUACACCAAGCUGUCCUAUCGCGUGGUUUUCCCCCUGGAGCUCCGUCUGUUUAACACGUCUGGGGAUGCGGUCAACUUGGAUCGCAUGUAUGAUCUGGUGGCGGUGGUGGUUCACUGUGGGAGUGGACCCAACAGAGGUCAUUACAUCACCAUAGUGAAGAGUCACGGUUUCUGGCUGCUGUUUGAUGAUGAUAUCGUGGAGAAAAUUGAUGCCCAGGCCAUUGAGGAGUUUUAUGGCCUUACCUCAGACAUCUCCAAGAACUCUGAGUCAGGAUACAUCCUCUUCUACCAGUCCAGGGAGUGACACUGGGGCUGGAUCGGUGACGCAGGAAAAGACUGAAUAGAAGAAUCCUUUUUUUUUUUGUUUUUUAACCUAAAAGACCCAGAUUCCUGUCGUCUCCCUCCCACCCCGCCUCCACCCUCCUCCAAGUCAGACCUCUCUAACAUAUGUGCCAAUCCUUUGCCCCGAUCUCACCCUCUGGGUUUUACCGUCAUGCGUCAUCUCCCUCUCUCUGUCUGUGUUAUUUGAUUCUCAUCUUUUGGUCACCUGCAUCUGGACUGCACUUUAAAACAAAAGCAAAAACGCUCAACAGCAUGACGGUAACGUGUCACAUCGAGCACAGGCUCGGUGUUUCUACUGGGAGGAGCCCACCGAGGUGUUUCUCUACUACAAGCCUGAUUAUGUGAAGGGUCUGGUGCACACGCAGACUCUCGGCAGAAAUUGUACGAUAUCAUUUCUAUGUAUAGUAAGGUGUACGUUCAUGAUGUGCCACCUCGUCAUAAUUCCUUACAUUAGGGCUAUUUUUCCCAUCACUGUCCAGUCCUUAGGUGUGAUCACGUCCCUCGCCGAUGCAUGAGAGGUGACAGAGCCAAACACUGUUUUAAUACCUAUAGAGCGAUUUCAUGCAACGGUUUUGAAGCAAUAUGUGAAUGAAGUCACAAGCUUAAAACUACCUAAACUACGAUGGUAUCGUAGGUCAAAACAAAGCAAAACACAAAGAAAGAUAUCCAUUACUAAAACAUGAUUUAUUUAUUUUGUUUUGCACAUUGUCAAGAAAGUACAUGGCUUCACUUUGCAAAGAUGAAUCAAUCUCAUCAUAAGAUGCCGAACACAGAGUACUACAGUACUAAAUGAUUUUUUUUUCUGAAAGCAGAUUUUCCUCAUGAAGUGAACACUUUAAUCUAGGAAAAUAUUUGAGCUUUUUAUCAAAAUUACUCCGUCAUCCCACUGCUUUGUGUUCAGUUUUUCUGUUUUACCUACAGCGAUCCUUCACCGUCACAUUUUAUCCGUCCGUCUGUCCGUGUGAGUCGGACUAGUUGUGCUCUAACACUCGAACAUCGUCAUACUGAGCCACAUCCUCUCAACACUACACAUAAAAAAGGAGAUCUCGCUGUUUCUCUCUCAGAAUGAUCUCCGCUUGAAUCAACUGAAUCUUUAUAAUAAUUUUUUUCACAUCAGCAGAACCCUAUUUAUUGAACUUGACCUAUUUAUUACUGUUAUUUGUAAUGCUGACCGAUCGAUAAUGAAGGCCUGCGUGUGCUUACACUGGCUGCCUGAGCUGUGAAGGACGUAGUGCAUGUAAUACACUACUGGAUAGGACAAAAAGAAGAUAUGGCCAGGAAAGGAAAAGAAAGGAACAGUUUUUAUCAGUUCCGUGUUGUCGCUCACAUAUUAAAUACACGAAGAGACAUGACAUCACAUGACACACGACUGCCUAAUCUUUUGACUGAUAUGGAAAUCGAAAAUAGUGCAAUAAAUGGUGAAGUUAUCCGAUGUGAACUGUCCCUGUAAGAUUAGGACACAGUACAUUUUGUUGUUGUUGCUGUUUUUUAAGCAGCUGAUCUGUUCCUAGUGCUGUGUGUUUUUAUCAAAGUCACCACAUGGAAUACACUCUACCUGCUAGGAAGUUAGCUCCUUUUUUUUCCAUCUUUUUUUUUUGUAAUCUUAGAUGGAAUUUUUCUUUUUACUCCGUUUCUAUGUUAAACUACGACUUAGUAGUUUUCCCUUGGUUUGUCUCCGAUGGCGUAAAUUGUGUGUGUGACAUAUGUAGCAGCAUCCUAAAUCCUAAAAUCCCAUAGGUUUUAAAUUCAUGUGUCAGUGUUUGUUAAUACAAUAUCCUUCGUACUGUAACGUGCUCCCCAGGGUUUUUGUUUUGUUUUGGGUUUUUUGACUGGGCGGGGCCCUGUAGAGUAGCGCAACAUCAGUUUGUUUUCACGUGAAUGACAUUCCUAUUUGCUGCACGUCGGAGCAAAUGACCACUUCAGACACACUGCAUCGCAAACAAGAGAUAAGAAUAGGAUUCAUUUAUUAGUUUGGUUUCUGUGUCUAUAGCAGAGAGGCAGAAUCGAAAGAGUGAAACUCCAGGUUGCGGGUGCACUUGUCUGUGCUGUCUCUUCUGUGUAGUCUAUUACUGGGUGCAGUCACAAGGAAUAUGUGCCAAACUGGAGUCAGUGCUGACCUUGCAACAGAACAUUAUUUUCUUUGUAACGAUACAGCUGUACAUAUAUAGAAAAACACUUCUUCUGGAAAUAGGAACAUAUUUUUUUAAAGUGACGAUCUUAAGAUGUAAAGACACUCGCGGCGAAGGUUUAACACUCAACGCCGACCGCUGACGAAGAAAUACUGUGCUGUUUUACAAUUACGAAGUGGGUCAGGGGACUGUAGAAGCCUCCAUCAGUCACACGACUGGGUCAACUGAGCCAAGGUAGAAAACAGGUGACAUGGAUAGUGAGACCCCAGUGAGAGAAAAGAGACUUUUUAAACGCGCUGAUCUUCCAUUAACAUUUAUGCACUUGCCCUCACUGAGACGCUCAGUGGUUGCACUUGGUCUUAACUGUGAUAGGGUUCAACCGAGGACGGCUCAUGUGUCCCGCACGGGGCGGGACCUGACGGAGCUUGUGUGAGGGAAGCAGGAGAUGAAUCCGUUGAGUCUCCGUUUGACGGUCAACUGAAAGUGCACUUUAUUAGUGAUGAGCUUCAAUGCUUUAAUGAGACGAGCCACAGUCUAACACUCACUUUGAGUUUUUUUUUUCUUCUGUUCAAUAAAAUGAUUAUUAACUAA
Messenger RNA from Mugil cephalus (flathead mullet), 4609 nucleotides. It is a transcript of the gene usp46, whose product is annotated as ubiquitin specific peptidase 46. Gene Ontology annotation, cellular component: nucleus; cytosol. The record is from RefSeq and is a predicted model, not a curated record. Gene Ontology annotation, molecular function: cysteine-type deubiquitinase activity; cysteine-type endopeptidase activity. NCBI's taxonomy places the organism in Eukaryota, Metazoa, Chordata, Actinopteri, Mugiliformes, Mugilidae. Gene Ontology annotation, biological process: protein deubiquitination. The transcript has 9 exons. Bases 742 to 1851 code for a protein of 369 amino acids.